Molecule: messenger RNA, 1779 nt
Organism: Trypanosoma cruzi
Lineage: Eukaryota; Euglenozoa; Kinetoplastea; Trypanosomatida; Trypanosomatidae
Product: paraflagellar rod component, putative
Exons: 1
Coding region: 1-1779 (592 amino acids)
Cellular component (GO): motile cilium
Molecular function (GO): calmodulin binding
Source: RefSeq, a predicted model, not a curated record
AUGACGGUUUACCAUGAGCAAUUUGCCCUUGUGCCCCCUCAGUACCCACGACGGGCGGUCCAGGAGGCGGAAAACCAUCGUGCAUUGGCUGCACUUUAUGAACUCGUGGAGAACGCCAUUGCCACGGCGGAAAAUUACGUGGCGUACACGGAGGGACGGUUGGUGCCACUCUCCUCACGCGGUUCCGAGCUCCUGGCAGCCUCAAAGGAGCUGAGGGAGCGGUACAGGCAUGAAGCCCCAUGUGGUUGGACGGAGCAGAAAGUCAUGCAGCACUGUGAACAGGAAGUGACCGUGGAGGAAAUGGCGGAACUUCUCUUGCGUCCGCCACUUGACGUUGCGGGAAUUCGGAGCAUCUUACGGACUCUGCAAGAAACCCGGACACAACUUCCACGGGGUCGAUUUCUACUGAUGCGAGACAACCUUUCCGCGCUGAAGCCGCAUCAACCACCCGAUUUGGCGCGUGAUCUUUCUGACGUUUGUGGGGCUCUGUAUGAAAUUCAGUAUGUCGACCUUAUGGCGGAAUUGCGUGCGGAACUCUCGGAACUUGACGGUGAACGCGACAAGGUGCAGGAAAAGUUGAAGGAUGCCAUUCAUUUAUAUGAACGCGCUGUUGCUAAAGGGGAUGUGGUGGAGGUGGAACGGGCUCACCGACAAUUAAUUGCCGCGCGCUACGAAUUUGUGAACGCGUGUGCGAAGCUUAUGCAUCAGAUUCUCGGGGAAGAUAUGGCCUCUCAAGAGAGCGGUUUUGCGGCUGAGAUGGAAGCCCUGCGUCGCGAUGCGGCGGACAGCAUUUCGCGGUUUGCGGAAGCCCUUCAUGAACGACGCCAGGCCUUUCGUAACGACCUUCAUAACUGUGAUAAAAAGCGCCUUGAAGAGGACGGCAACCACCAGAAGUGUUUGGAGGUCUACAACGCGGAGGAGCGGGAAACAGCCGCACAAAUUGGCCAGAUUGUUGAGCAGAAAAAGAAAUUGGUGGAAGAGUUGCGUCAAAAGGCACGUGAGCUACGAGAUAUUACUUUGAAGCAGAAGGAAAUGGUUGAGGCGCAGGUGCGGGCGAAACGGGCAGAGGAGGAGCGUGUGACGGCAUACAAUGAGUUUGUUAACAUGGAAGAGCAGCAGAAGCAUCGCCUCCUCCGCUGCCUCGCCUACUUUGACGGGAUGGAAGAACUCACAGCAGAUCUGCGGUCGUACGUCGAUGAAAUGGUCACCCGCAUCCCGCAACAAAAUCUUCGCCAGGUUCUCGAUCAACUCAAUGACAUUGAGGCAGAGGCCUUCAUGAACGCGUACGGCGGUUUUGUCUCGUGCUGCGGCGAGCUGACGGUAAAGAAGAUGCACCGCCUUGACACACUGGAGCGACAGGCCCGCCUCCUGGAGCACAACCGCGACUCCGCCAUGGAGAGUCUUGACCCCAAUAUGAGCAACUACCGUCUGGAGUUGGAUGAUAUCAUUGAACAGAUGAAGGGUGUUUCUGGCGUGAUUAACGCCCUCAACGCAACGCAGGACGCUGGCGAGCAGUUGUUUCAAAGCGUUGAAAAGGGUGUGCUGGCAAAGUACGAGCGCAGUGGUACUCCCUUUGUGCACCCACUGCAGGAGUAUGGCAUCAAGUCGGUGGAAGAACGCAACCGAUUUGUCGAUCGUUCCAUGCAUUACGUUGAGAAUGAGGAGCGCAAAGUUUUGGAGAAGAGGAAUGUGCUGAACCGUAUGCGUCAAGCCGUCGAGGAAGACGAGGCUGCCACCGAAUCUGCGAUACGCAACCUCCCCGCAGCGCCGGAGUAUUGA